AUGUCCUCACGCUCCUCACGCUCCUCACGACACUCCUCCUCCUCCCAAUCCCCCUCCCCCUCCCAUACCUGCUCCCCACCAACAUCAAAAAAGUCGUCCCUGCCCUCCUCACCAAGGCCAAAAUCAUCCUCAACUUCCCCACAAACCACUUCACGCACCAGAACAGCAGAAAAGGACAGAAGAACCACAGUACCUCUAAACGACAAAGAUGACAAAAAUGACAAAGAUAAAGAUGACAAAGACGACUGGCACCAAAUCCACGAACCGGAACAACGUCGACGCAUCCAGAACCGCAUCGCCCAGCGCAAGUUCCGCGAAAAAGCCCGCUCGCUCAAGGACCAGGCCGCGCGCGACGAGCAGAAUAGGAGGUUUGCCGGGUGUGCUUAUACGUGUCCUUCUGUUGACGGCCUGCUUUUUGAGAAUGAGACGUAUUUUCCUGAGGAGAUGGAUGGCUUCGCGGAGGGGGUAGGGGAAGGGGAGGUAACGCCCGGCGAGGAGACAAGGGACAAAGUGGGAGGCGAGAGGGUAUUGUCUGGUUUACCAUGGGGUGGACUGAGUAUGAGGUUUGUGGUGGGGAGAGGACAUGAGUAUUAUCGAUAUCAAACGACUUCGAGGGGAUCAGGGUCUGGAUCGGGGUCUGGGAAUGGCACUGGGAUGGGGACGGGAACAGCCGCGACGACACUGUCCCCUACCUCUACUAUUACAGCUUUGAACACACCGCAGCUACAACAGCAACAACAACAAUCGGCUACAUAUUACGGACACGCAACAAGUGCAGGCAGCGGGUCAUCGUCGUCUUUGUCUCCAUAUGGGAUGAUGAUGAUGCCUGGAUCUAUGGGCAUAGGCAUGGGUCUGAUGGGCAGUGGUGAUAUGGAUAUGGAUAUAGAUGUGGAUUAUUCCAUGGCUUCGGGGCCUACAGAAGGACGUGACACGGGCAUGGAGUAUGUGACUUCUCCUUCAGGAUCCAUGGCGGGGGUUACUUCGGGGACUGGCACUGGCACUGGCACUGGUAUGGAUGUGACGUAUUAUGAUUCAUCGCCAUAUUAUUACGGCUAUGGAACUGGUGGUGGUGGUGGUGGAGGCAGUGUCUAUGGAGGUUAUGGUGGAAGAGCAGGGCGGAUGUGA
Sordaria macrospora k-hell is the source of this 1125-nucleotide messenger RNA. RefSeq lists its product as uncharacterized. Gene Ontology annotation, molecular function: DNA-binding transcription factor activity. Lineage: Eukaryota; Fungi; Ascomycota; Sordariomycetes; Sordariales; Sordariaceae. Gene Ontology annotation, biological process: regulation of DNA-templated transcription. The record is from RefSeq and is a predicted model, not a curated record.